Schistosoma haematobium is the source of this 3353-nucleotide messenger RNA. RefSeq names its product outer dynein arm-docking complex subunit 3 (gene ODAD3). NCBI's taxonomy places the organism in Eukaryota, Metazoa, Platyhelminthes, Trematoda, Strigeidida, Schistosomatidae. The transcript has 11 exons. Gene Ontology annotation, cellular component: cilium. Bases 32 to 1741 code for a protein of 569 amino acids. Gene Ontology annotation, biological process: outer dynein arm assembly; cilium movement. The record is from RefSeq and is a predicted model, not a curated record.
GAAAUAAGCGGGAUUUUGUAGGUCUAAGGAUAUGGAACCUGUAUCACAACAGCGACUUGACGAAUUGAAGGCAAAAAUAGCAUUGCUUGAGGGUGAUCGCAAAGCAUAUUAUGAAAAUUCCGUACAAGCUGUUUCAGAGAAUAAGAAACGAGUGUCAGAUCUUCGUCUUGAAAAUAAUAAACUAAGAAAUAUCCUUCGAGAAAGGCUCUCGGCUGAUCAACAUAUCAUCAAUCAUGUCCUGCACAACCGACAGGCUGAUAGGGUUUGCAUGUCUAAUAAAACUGGGGCAAUGGUAAUCGAACUUUUGGACAAUCGCACGUGUGAUGCAAGGAAAAAGCUUAAUUCUUUGAAGCAUAUGACUGUUCAAAAGGAGAAGAAAAUAGAAGAGAUGAAAUCUCAGUAUAGAGAGAUUACGGAACUUAUUGAGUACGGAAACGCAACCUAUGCAGGAACUAAUAAAGAGGGGAAAAUGUUAAGAAACUUAGAAAACCGACUUGACAAAGCUCUGCUUAAAUACCACGAAGCAGAACACAUCAGAAAAACCUAUGAACAAAUAAAAGAAAAGCUUCAAGAUGAACAUCUAACAUAUGAACACAGUUUGGACUCUCUUGAAAAGCAAAUAAAAGCCACUCAAGUUGAAGUUUCAGAGCUACAACGAAUGUAUAAUGAUGCCAUUGUGGCCAGGGAUACCGCACAACAGGAGUUGAAGUUUCAAGAAGAACAUACCACAAACGAACGUCGACGUCGAGAAACAGAACUCGCAAACAUGAAAAGAAUUGCCGAGGGCAAGAAGCUCGCUGUUGAUAGGAGUGACUACCAACAAGGUAGAGAGUCACUUUCUUCUGCUAACGUACCAAGUGGAAGUGUUCAAGGAGACAGCAUUGGUACUGGAGAACGAAUUUCGGGAACAGGUGGGAUAAGUAUAACAGAAGAACAACAAAUGAAAAUAUCUAAAUAUGAAGAGUCAUUUAAAACUAUUAAAGAAGUCACUGGACUGUCUGAUCUUGAUCAAAUUGUUAAGAGGUUUGAAAGUCAAGGGGAAACUUUACGAAAUCUAAAUGAAUUGAAAGACAAAGCUGAAGAACAAUGUCAAAAACUUCGUAAACAAAGGGAUCAACUACAGCAAGAGUUUGAAGAACUUAAGUAUUCCGGAGAAACGGAAAUAGAAAGCACUAAUCAAGUAAUAAAACAACAUCAGAAUGAAGCACAAAUAGAAAGUGAACGUCGUAUAAAAUGUUAUCAAAAUUUAGAAAAUGCUAAUCAUCUUUUAAUUCAAUGUAAAACUGGAGUUGAUCAUAUUUAUGAUAAAUUAUCUUUUUUAAAUAUGCACAUAACAAAAGGUAUUGAACAUUUUCAUAAAGAUGGUGAAGAAAAAGACGAAGAAUUAGUUGUAGAUGAACAAAAUAUUAUCGAUAAUAGUGAUAUACCAGAAAUGUUAAAAAUAUGUAAUAAUAAAUUAGAUGAACUUAUGAGUAGUUUAAAUGAUGUUAAUAUUGAAGAACAACUUAAUUUAAUAGAACAAGAAGAAUUUUACACAAAGCUUGAUAGUAAAUUACCCGAGAACAAUAUAAGAAUACAAUUUCCAAAAGUAAAGAAUGAAGGUAAUCCUGAUGAUGAUGAUGGUGGAGCAGAUGAUAAUGAAGUGUUAACUAGAGCUGCUUUAAAGAAACAAGCUCAGCAAAUAGUUGAAAUGAGAAAUAAGAAGAGACAAACUAGAAAGAAGAAAAGAAGAGUUCGAUAAAAUAAAAAUGAUGAUGUUAUUAUCAAACUGUAUGCAUUCAGUCAAACUAGAGUGAACAAGAUAUAGAUGACUUUAUUUCCGUAUGAAAAGCACCACUGUUUAUACACUAGUCAUAGGCAAUGUGAACCGACUUUCUAAAAUGAUAGGACACUGAAUCGAUGAGCAUUUGCUUCUUGAAAAGAAAAAAAGAAGAUCAAACAUGAAAUUUCACUUUUCUUCCUCUCAACUUUCAUUCCUUUUUCAUAAAAUAUAUCGCUUUUAUAUCCUAGACAGGUGUUGUCGAACGUUUAAGAACAAUGUAUUUGAUUUCAGGUAGUUUCUACUUGUGUUCUAUUUCGAUUAAAUGAACGUUUCCAACCCUAUAUUAUCCACAUAGCUGCAUUCUUCAAAUGGACAGGGAGAUAAUUAUGAAAAACAACCGUCAUAAUCUAAUAAUCAUACUUCACAAAGUUACUAACCUUAAUAUGGCUUGUAAUUCAGACAGGAUGGAAUAACAUGGACACUUGUUGUAUGCUCAACUGCUCUAUCUCUUCCAAAUUAGAAGAUCAGCCCCAAGUAUUAAACAUUAGAUGAACUAAGCAGCUCGUUUGUGACAAUUAAGACUGUUGAAAUCAAGAUCUUUAUGACUUGUCAACAAUCUUGCUGAACUGAAUGUUUUCCAAUAAUACGCUUUAGUUCAAUCAAGCAGGUUAAUGUGUACAUAUAUAAAACAUAUUUUAGAUUGUUGACCUAGAACCAAAUAUUUUUUAUUCGCUGAUCAUUAGAGUUGAAGUAGAACAGGAAAGUGUGUGAAUACAUGAAUGAAAGUGUUAUGGUCAAUACUGAUGUUGAGUUGUAAACCAAAUAGAGUUACAUACUAACCAUCAGUCUCAUCGGAUAAAAAAAUAACCAAUUAUUUACAGCUGACUCGAAACCCUUGGUGUUUUUCAUACAAGGCAUAAGAAUACAUGGGUUGCCUUCUCAGCUUUCACAAUAGACGAUUCAAGUCGAUGAGUUAAGUUCACGGAACAAUAAUUCUAAUUCAUGGAGCAUAAAUCCAUCAUAAGACAAUAAACUACUCCCUGGUCUCUCCGAUAAUUACAUAGAACAAGCCACUAAGGUUUUGGAUCAAAUUUAGGAAAAACUAUUAAAAAGUCCAUGAAUUUUGAAGUAACUCAACACAAAUAGUGCAUUCAAGUCAGUCGGUCUUAUCAAAUGUAUCAGUAAAGGUUAUGAAUCCAAAAAAUGUGAUUUAUGUCCAGAACAAUCGUUUAACUUUUGUCCUGACGGAAACAUCAUACGUGUAAGUUGUCGAGUGUUCUCUUUAGUCGGUCACCUAUGUGGAUAAUUAACAGUCGUUCGUCUAUACACACAAUUUCGGCAAAGCAUGAAACGACAAUGCAAUUGAAGAACCUGAUAUCUAAGCCAUUCCUUAGAUUUAUUAAUACACCAAACUAAUUACAGUCAUCAGCCUAUAUUUACAUGAAGAAAAAGUAACAGAAGACUAUGGAUUAAUUGUAUUCUCCAAUUUUUUACUUUCUUGCUUUUUAUAAAUCUGAAAGAAUGUUUCCAGUAGUGGAUAGUGGGAUAAACGUAAUAUAAAAGAUAUAAGACCGGCAUCACUUGUAUUUUG